UUUCAGAGAACGAUUGUGGCCGAAAUUUGCCGAACACUUCUCAACCAACCAGAGAAAACUGAUGGGGCCUGGACCGACAGUCAACCUUCGAUGAAACGGCGUUUCUUGUAUUAAAAACACUUAUUUGGAUCGAUUAGAGGAACGUAAACAUGCCGUCCCUUUUGUUCUGCGGGCCUAAGAUGGCAGCAUGUGGAAUAGUGAUCAGCAUUUGGGGAGUGAUCAUGCUGGGGAUGCUGGGUAUUUUCUUCAGUGCCAAGUCAGCUGUACUGAUCGAAGAUGUUCCCUUUACUGAAGAGGACAUUCGGAAUGAUAAGGCCCCACCCCAGGCCAUCUACAGCCUGUACAACCAGGUGGGCGUCAACUGCUUCAUCGCGGCGGCUGUCUACGUUGCCGUGGGCGCCGUCUCGCUGUGCCAGGUCCGCCUCAACAAGAGGCAGGAGUACAUGGUCACCUAGGUUACCGUUCCACCAACCGGGGCCGCACGAGGCCACGCCUCCUCCAUCGGAACACGGAUGUACAGCGAGGAGAAAAGGAUCAAAACAUGCUAUCAAGAUAUUCCAUUUUAUGUCCGUCCGUCUAUAUCGUGAUGCCACACGGGCAUAUUUUAUUGCCUAGUUGACAACUGAAGGCUGGGAAAUAGUUUGGUGUCUAUUGAAAGUAUUUUGGGAAAUCGUACAUGGUUACAAUGAUUAUACACUUGGAUAUAUUGUAGUUAUAUUUGUUUUGUUUUGUCUUCUCUAAGGCAAGCUGGCUGCCUUUUUACCCUCUCGUAUUUAUUUGUACCACCUGUUCGGUGGUUGUUGUGAUGUAGAAGGGCCUCUAUCAUUCCUCUGUUGGGCUUGUUGUUACACUGUCUCUUGUUGACCUUUUUCAAAGCAUGCAUUCUUUUAUUUAUUUGUUUUAAAAAGGAGCCACCUCAUUUGCUGUGUGAAUGUUGCAGUAAUUGGAGGGAUGGGAAUACUUGAAAUGUAGUCGAGUCACUCUGGUUUUAUCUUGUCUUGGAGCUAACCUACUAAAAUGUUUGGUCGCUGGUGUUCAGUGUUGUGUGUUUACCGUGUGUGCGUGUGUAGAAUCAAGGCAUGCAUGUGGGUCUUCUCCAAUUCUGAGUUCUCCGGAUGUUUUGACUAGAUAACCUGUUUUUACCCUGAAUAUCCCUUGGAGCAGUUCUCUUCAAUAGUAUAAUGGUUUUUGAUGUAAGGAAAUUUGUCUGCAAUAAAGUGGGUGUAAAUAUAAA
Molecule: messenger RNA, 1234 nt
Organism: Gadus macrocephalus (Pacific cod)
Lineage: Eukaryota; Metazoa; Chordata; Actinopteri; Gadiformes; Gadidae
Gene: rnasekb
Product: ribonuclease, RNase K b
Exons: 3
Coding region: 150-455 (101 amino acids)
Molecular function (GO): RNA endonuclease activity
Source: RefSeq, a predicted model, not a curated record